AUGCUGUCGCAAAGGCCCACUCUGGGAGCAACUCAAAGGAAGAGUCUGCAGCGCCAUUGGUUUAGCUGGGAGAUAAUUUUAUCUGGGAUAACCCUUGUGAUGGAGGCCAUUUCAGCCUCACUUGAACAAACCUCUCCAUAUAAAUUGAAAGCUGCAGUAUAUGGGCUGAUUAUAGCGGCCAUAUCUCUUUUACUUUCCUUCGUACAUCUUGCUUUAAAGGACUAUAAUAAGCACAGCAAAAGUACCGUCAGCAAUGGAGGUCGACAUAAGCCUGGUCAUCACUUGGGGUGGGGAUUUGCUGACACUCUUGGCCUCAUAUUCUCUAUGCUGACUCUAAGCUCUGCUUCCCUUCACUAUUACUAUCUAAGCAAUGGCAAGCAACAGCCCAUUCGGUUUUCAAUGUUGCCUCUUGUCUUCUCUGUUUGUGUUUUCUGCUCAUGUCUUUUUCCACGCCCCAUUGAUAGGUGCAGGUUUCAUCUUUCGAUAGAGCAUGGAGAAGACAGACCAUUUGCUUGUUCGGUCUGCAGGCAUUCACUACACCCGUUGUGCUACUAUGUCUAA
Molecule: messenger RNA, 561 nt
Organism: Dovyalis caffra
Lineage: Eukaryota; Viridiplantae; Streptophyta; Magnoliopsida; Malpighiales; Salicaceae
Source: the annotation of a GenBank genome assembly